UUUCUCAAAUGCCAUUUAACAUCUGUCGACAACUGAAUGACACGAGCGAGAUAAGACGGCAAAACUAACUAAAGUACAUCACGAAUAUCGGUGAACUUUGAUUUACAAUCAUGAUUUCGCAGAAUUGAACGAAUGCUUCAAGAAAGAAGAAAGCGGGGACGCGAAAAAGCCGCGUGCAUGGAUCUCACAUAGCUACAUCCAUCAUCCCACGCGCGCUGUUCUCCAGGCAAAAUCCAACAUGAUUCGCGUAAUGAAACUGUUCGCGGCGAGGUUUUAAUGGAGGUGGAAGGUGAAUCUCCUGACAGCGAGCUUGAGUUUUAGUCGCCGUUAGUUACAGAUGUACAACAUUGCUCCUCAUCGCAGAGUUCGCAUGGCUCCAGUUGGAGACACCAGAGCUUGGAGAGACAUGUGCGGUCUUUAGCAGCAAUAAUCGCGGGCAGGGAACCAGUCUGGAGGGUUGAUAAAAGCAAUAAAUCCACACUGAACAUAAGUGACCCGUCGCGCUAUGAGAAACUUCAGGGAAAGCGCUUCACCGGCGACCGCGUGGAUAAUACGACGCCUCGUAAUGUUCUAAAGUGGAGCCUUUCUGAUAAACAGGAACUUUUUUGGAUUUAACAUCGACACAGUCGCGGAGAUGACAAUAAAACAGGACGACAUUGCGCCAUCACCUGUUAUCUGAACACUGUGAUUAGUUCUCACAAAAGCACUGAAUCUUUAUUGCCUUUGGACCUGCUUUCAAUACAUUCCGGCGUUGGACAUGGAGACUAGUCAGUUACGGACAGUAGACGGGUUGAUUUCUUAAUGUGCAAGAAUACAUAGCCAUAUCGUUUUUAUUCCUCUUAACACAUUGCGUUCGGUACAUCUAUUAAUUUUGCACUAUGAUGGAACCGCCACCUUGCUCUAAAAAGAGCCUGUCUCUUUCGCUGCCGGUUCCCCGGGAGGGACAGGCGACCCUCAAGCCUCCCCAGCAUUUGUGGAGACAGCCACGGACCCCCAUCAAAAUCAAACAUCGCGGUUACUCUGACACCGACCGACAUCACCACCGACAGAUAGAGCGCUCGAAUGCCAUGGACACGAGUGACCGGCCGGGGCUCAAGAAGUCCCGCAUGUCCUGGCCAUCGUCGUUCCACGGAACCACCAGCGCGUCCAUAAGCAACUGCGCUGGGAGUAAGCGCUAUGAUGGGGAGAAUGGGCCCUCUCCUGGCCGCAGCCCUAUGGAUUCGCAGGCGAGUCCUGGGCUGGUGCUCCAUCCCCCCUUCCCUCAGAGCCAGAGAAGGGAAUCUUUUCUCUACCGCUCUGACUCUGACUACGACAUGUCCCCCAAGACCAUGUCACGAAACUCCUCAAUCAACAGCGAGGGUCAUGCUGAAGAUCUCAUAGUCACCCCUUUUGCUCAGGUGUUGGCUAGUCUGCGAACUGUCAGAAGCAACUUCACCAUUCUCGCCAACGUCACGACUCCCACUAACAAGAGGUCACCAGUGACCAGCCAACCAACGGUUCCCCCAGCAACGCUCUCAGAUGAGACAUACCAGCAGCUGGCUCGGGAGACUCUGGAUGAACUUGACUGGUGUUUGGACCAGCUGGAGACCAUUCAGACCCACCGCUCUGUUAGCGAGAUGGCUUCCAACAAGUUCAAGAGGAUGUUAAACAGGGAACUGUCUCAUCUGUCUGAGAUGAGCCGCUCUGGGAAUCAGGUGUCUGAAUACAUCUCCACUACGUUCCUAGACAAGCAGAAUGAGGUGGAGAUUCCCUCUCCUACGCUUCGGGAGCGAGAUAAACCAAUGUCUCACAUCAGCGGAGUCAAGAAGCUUACACAUAGCUCGAGCCUCACUAGUGCAGCCCUGCCCCGCUUCGGGGUCAAAACCGAGCAGGAGGACGCACUGGCUAGGGAGCUGAAUGAUUUAAACAAGUGGGGCCUUAAUAUCUUCCAUGUGGCAGAGUACUCUAAUAACAGACCUCUAAGUUGCAUGAUGUUUGCUAUCUUCCAGGAAAGGGAUCUAUUGAAGACAUUUGGGAUCCCAGUGGAUACGUUUAUCACCUAUGUAAUGACACUGGAAGACCACUACCAUGCCAACGUGGCCUAUCACAACAGCCUGCAUGCCGCUGAUGUCACACAGUCAACACAUGUGCUGCUCUCCACACCGGCACUGGACGCUGUUUUCACUGAUCUUGAAAUCCUGGCUGCAUUGUUCGCUGCUGCCAUUCAUGAUGUAGACCACCCUGGAGUUUCCAACCAGUUCCUCAUCAACACCAACUCAGAAUUGGCAUUAAUGUACAACGAUGAAUCUGUACUGGAGAACCACCACCUGGCUGUAGGCUUCAAGCUUCUGCAUGAGGAGAACUGUGACAUCUUUCAGAACCUCACCAAACGGCAACGGCAGAGUCUGCGCAAGCUGGUCAUUGACAUGGUUCUGGCAACAGACAUGUCAAAGCAUAUGAGCUUGCUGGCAGAUCUUAAGACAAUGGUGGAGACCAAGAAAGUGACCAGUUCAGGAGUGCUGAUGCUGGAUCAUUAUAAUGACCGAAUACAGGUCCUGAGGAACAUGGUGCACUGUGCUGACCUUAGUAACCCAACGAAGCCCCUGGCAGUGUACAGGCAGUGGACUGAGCGCAUUAUGGAGGAGUUCUUCCGGCAGGGUGAUAAAGAGCGAGAGCGUGGGAUGGAAAUCAGCCCCAUGUGUGACAAACACACUGCGUCUGUGGAAAAGAGUCAGGUGGGCUUUAUCGAUUAUAUUGUGCAUCCCCUGUGGGAGACCUGGGGGGACCUGGUCCACCCUGAUGCUCAGGAAAUUUUGGACACCCUUGAGGACAACCGGGACUGGUACCAAAGCACCAUUCCCCAGAGCCCGUCACCACCGCCUGACGGCCCAGAUAACGAGCUUGAAUCCUGCACGAGCAAAUUCCAGUUUCAGCUCACCCUGGAGGGAGAAACAGGACAGGUCGGUUCUCCCAGUCAUAACCACAUAGGCAACCAUGGUCAGGAGGCAAACAAAGAAGACGAGGAGGCGGUGGAGGCUGAGGAGGACGAGGCAGAAGAAAAAAUGGAGGAUGGGGAGGAGGUGACAGAGGCAGUGGUCGAGAGGUCGGGGCGGAGGAGACUGCAGGUUCAGUCAGUAGUCGAGGAGGAGGACGAGAGACAGUCUGAUGAGAGCCCUGUAGAGGAGACGGAAGAGGAGAAGUCGUCCUCUCCUACCGAUGACACGUAAUACGUGCGACUCAAGGAACAGCUGUCCGGCC
Rhinichthys klamathensis goyatoka is the source of this 3237-nucleotide messenger RNA. RefSeq names its product phosphodiesterase 4A, cAMP-specific (gene pde4a). Gene Ontology annotation, biological process: signal transduction. NCBI's taxonomy places the organism in Eukaryota, Metazoa, Chordata, Actinopteri, Cypriniformes, Leuciscidae. Bases 879 to 3206 code for a protein of 775 amino acids. Gene Ontology annotation, cellular component: cytosol; perinuclear region of cytoplasm; nucleus. The transcript has 15 exons. The record is from RefSeq and is a predicted model, not a curated record. Gene Ontology annotation, molecular function: 3',5'-cyclic-AMP phosphodiesterase activity.